AAUAAAAAAUUCAAACAUACACAUAAAUAAAUAAAUAAUUAAAAUAAAUAGCUCGGCGCUUGUAAAUGACGUCACCAGGCACACAUCCGACCUGUCCUUGAGGCUGACAAGAUGGUUGCUUACUGGAGACAAGCAGGACUGAGCUACAUUCGCUUCUCGGCCAUCUGCGCAGGCGCCGUGCGGGCUGCCCUCAAGCCGCAGGCCCAGAGUGUAGCGAUGAAGGCCGCAGAGGCCAGCGUCAAAGUCGUCAAACCCAAAACAUCAUGAUGUGACGUCUGCCUACUUCCUGUCCUGUGAGCGUCAGCUGACCUUUCUAUUUCCUGUCCCUUAGUUGUCAUUAAAGUAGAUGAAUGGCAAAGUA
Messenger RNA from Nerophis lumbriciformis (worm pipefish), 361 nucleotides. It is a transcript of the gene atp5f1e, whose product is annotated as ATP synthase F1 subunit epsilon. Gene Ontology annotation, cellular component: mitochondrial inner membrane. Gene Ontology annotation, molecular function: proton-transporting ATP synthase activity, rotational mechanism. The record is from RefSeq and is a predicted model, not a curated record. NCBI's taxonomy places the organism in Eukaryota, Metazoa, Chordata, Actinopteri, Syngnathiformes, Syngnathidae. Gene Ontology annotation, biological process: proton motive force-driven mitochondrial ATP synthesis.